Messenger RNA from Pisolithus orientalis, 993 nucleotides. RefSeq lists its product as uncharacterized. The record is from RefSeq and is a predicted model, not a curated record. Bases 334 to 993 code for a protein of 219 amino acids. Lineage: Eukaryota; Fungi; Basidiomycota; Agaricomycetes; Boletales; Pisolithaceae. The transcript has 6 exons.
GCGUCUGUCACAGUCACAACCACUUUACUGGUAUUCAGCACGGGGUAUGGCGUCCUUCUGGUUUGGUUAACCCAACGGCUCGCUCUUCGCCGCGACCUCUUGCAGUGCCAAACGCUGACAGCAACUCAUGACAAGUCUGGGGCGUGAAACGGUCUUGGGGCAGCUGUAAAUACCCUUCGGAAUCAAUGCGAGGUGUCAGCUGCCCCACGUGGUGUGUUCCUCGUCACAAUUUAUCUGGGAGGGAUUACUAUUCUCCAUGUCACCUCGGGUGCAUGAUUGAGCCUUGUGCCGUUCGACAACACCUAUGUGGAGAAUGUACCCACACAGUAUGGGAUGCUGAACUUGGUGGACUUACCUCUUAAUUCUUCCUCUUGGAACACUGCCACAGCCCUCAUCCGAUCAAUUUCAGGGUAUCCUCAACUAGACACAACCGGGCUGAAGGGUGCUACCCUGUAUGAGACGUUGUCAAAGUCGUCAGAGAGAUUAGGCUAUGGGAAUGCUACGGUUGCUGCAGUUACAUUCGGUGCACAAUGCUACUCUCUCUCUAAUAUCAGUGCUACGAUGAAUCCCGAGCAGAACGGGAGCUAUACUAUAUCGAUGACUGACGGGAACCAACUCCCUGUGUCCUAUUCUCCAGUCUACGGUCUCUAUGAGAACGUGACCAAUGUGCUCUAUGCAUACGUACCGCCUCCUAUUUUGGAUGCAAAUCUCGACAGUGGAUCAACUUUUAACAUGACUGAGACUCGCCACUCGUCAAAUGGUUUAAAUGAUACCGAAAUCGUGAUAAUCCAAGCCAUGACAUGCGUUCUAUCGCUAACGAGCCAACAAGCAACUAUUAGUGCCUCAACGAGCGCGCUCCUCAGUGUCAACCCCGUAUCUCCACCUCCCAACUCGACGUGGCUUCCUUGGCAGAUAAACUCAACAGGGAAUCCUGACCCCCAACUAGAUUGGGUAAACCAAGUAUUUAGUACCCGCGACAAAUGGUCAUUUUGA